Scomber scombrus (Atlantic mackerel) is the source of this 927-nucleotide messenger RNA. Its product is annotated as putative selection and upkeep of intraepithelial T-cells protein 1 homolog. The coding region runs from base 1 to 927 and encodes 308 amino acids. The record is from RefSeq and is a predicted model, not a curated record. The transcript has 6 exons. Lineage: Eukaryota; Metazoa; Chordata; Actinopteri; Scombriformes; Scombridae.
AUGAAUGUUGCUGGACGGGCAGUAGGGGGCGUAGCGGAACCAGGCAAGGAGAAUAAGGUGAAGGACAGGCAGGCAGAUCUGCCUCUGCAGUUUGAGCUCACAGUAUUGGAGAUCGCAAGGCCUAUUAAUGACCCCCAAAACCAACUGAUAAAAGAGAUAACAGCAGAACCUGGCGAUGAUGUCACUCUGUCAUGUCGAGCUCCAAACAACGUCAACAUAACAAUAGUUGAGUGGAGCAGAUCUAACCCUGAGAAACAAGUCUACUUGAAGCGAGACGGGCACGUGGUGACAGCAGACCAGGAUCCAUCUUAUGUGAACCGGGUGCAGCUGAAGGACGAUAAGAUGAAGAACGGUGAACUGUCUCUGAUUCUGAAGAACGUGAGCAGCAACGAUGAAGGAAGGUAUGAGUGUCUCUAUAAAGAGAAGACAGGAGGACGCAGGAAGAGAAGUGAUAUAAACAUCGUCAUCCACCUGAAUGUUAAAGACCUACAGAUCAAAGAGAUAACAGCAGAACCUGGAAAGGAUGUCACUCUGCCAUGUGAAGCUCUAAACUAUGUCACCAUAACCCUUGUUGAGUGGAUCAUAUCUGAUGGAUCUGUCUGCAAAUUUGAAAAUAGGCAAACGUUCCCAAAACAGCAACAUCCAUCUUAUCUGAACCGUGUGCAGCUGAAGGACACUGAGAUGAAGAAUGGUGACCUGUCUCUGACUCUGAAGAACGUAAAGAGCAGCGACAAAGGAACAUAUGUGUGCAUCUAUGAAGGGAAGAAUGGAGCUGAUCCGAUUAAACUCAUGAAGAUCGUCCACCUGCAUGUUGAAGGUCCAACAGCUGGAAGCUCAUGGGGUGUACAACUUGGAUUAGGUCUGACAGUCGCUGUUCUGGCUCUGGCUCUUCUUGUUUAUGUGAUCUACAAGAAGUGUGAUGACUAG